Molecule: messenger RNA, 696 nt
Organism: Spodoptera exigua (beet armyworm)
Lineage: Eukaryota; Metazoa; Arthropoda; Insecta; Lepidoptera; Noctuidae
Source: the annotation of a GenBank genome assembly
AUGGAAGGCGGAGGUUCAACGGGGACCUCAGAGGUCUAUCAGUAUGUUGGACCUUUCAGACUGGAGAAGACCUUGGGAAAGGGACAGACAGUGUGGGAGAGCCAUGCUUCGGCACGAAUGGGUCGGCUCGACCGGAGUGAUAUCACGGCCUCACAGAAAGCCGGCGUGAAACAACCACAGCGUUGUGUUUCGCCGUGUCUGGUGAAGUUGGGCGUGCACUGCGUCACUGGCAAGAAAGUCGCCAUCAAGAUCAUCAACCGGGAGAAACUUAGCGAAUCUGUACUAAUGAAGGUGGAAAGAGAAAUAGCAAUUAUGAAAUUGAUAGAGCACCCCCAUGUUUUAGGACUGUCCGACGUUUACGAGAAUAAGAAAUAUUUAUAUUUAGUGUUAGAACAUGUCAGUGGAGGUGAACUCUUCGACUAUUUAGUCAAGAAAGGCCGUCUGACUCCCAAAGAGGCGCGGAGGUUCUUUAGACAAAUCAUAUCUGCGCUGGACUUCUGUCAUAGUCAUUCUAUUUGCCAUCGCGAUCUGAAGCCUGAAAAUUUACUAUUGGACGAGCGGAAUAAUAUAAAAAUAGCAGAUUUCGGGAUGGCGUCGCUGCAGCCGGCUGGAUCGCUGCUAGAGACAUCUUGUGGUAGUCCCCAUUACGCAUGCCCAGAAGUUAUUAGGGUACGUACUACCAGUAUAACGCUAUAA